Molecule: messenger RNA, 1281 nt
Organism: Bipolaris maydis ATCC 48331
Lineage: Eukaryota; Fungi; Ascomycota; Dothideomycetes; Pleosporales; Pleosporaceae
Product: DHS-like NAD/FAD-binding domain-containing protein
Cellular component (GO): nucleus
Molecular function (GO): NAD+ binding; protein-malonyllysine demalonylase activity; histone deacetylase activity, NAD-dependent
Source: RefSeq, a predicted model, not a curated record
AAACACGUCUGCCUUGCACGACUACGCCGCCUACAUGAUACGCCUACAAACCCCACGCCAUCUGCGUGCAUACAAAGAAGCUCCUUGGAAGCCUCCAUAACCGCCGCCAUCGUGUUACUCUCCCACAUCUUCCGAAGAAUGGCCUUUUCGGCCACCAGACCGAGCCUGGUCCCACAGGAGGAGCUCGAGAGCUUCCAACAGCACUUGGCCAAGUCGACACGCAUUCUCGCACUGCUGGGUGCGGGGCUAUCAGCUUCAUCAGGGUUACCAACAUUCAGAGGUGCAGGUGGACUGUGGAGGACACAUGAUGCAACGUCGUUGGCCACACCAGAGGCAUUUGAGCGGGACCCAGCACUGGUAUGGCAGUUCUACAGUUACCGGCGGCACAUGGCGCUCAAGGCAAAGCCCAACGCCGCUCACUAUGCUCUUGCCGAGCUGGCGCGCAAGAAGGACGAGUUCAUCACGCUGAGCCAGAACGUCGAUGGCCUCUCUCCCCGUGCCCAGCACCCACCCGAGAAACUCAAGCUUCUCCAUGGCUCACUAUUCGACUUAAAGUGCUCCGACUUCUUCUGCAAGCACUUUGAGCGUAACAACUUCACCGAUCCCAUUGUGCCCGCCCUCGCCAUCCCUAGCGACGAGUCCGACCCCACGACUGACUCGGCCAUCGCUGCCCGCGAACUCGACAUCUCAGACAUCAACGUGGAUCUCCCUGAGCUCGACUACUCACACCUCCCCCGCUGCCCUGAUUGCAAGCGCGGCCUGCUGCGGCCCGGCGUCGUCUGGUUCGGCGAGGCAUUACCGAGAUCCGUUAUCGAUGAUGUGGACGCUUUUAUGUCAGACAAGCGAGGUAUAGAUCUCAUAAUGGUGAUUGGUACAUCUGCUAGGGUCUACCCCGCUGCGGGUUACGUCGAUCUUGCGCGAACAAAGGGCGCAAGGGUUGCCAUCAUCAACAUGGACCUAAAUGAUGUGCCCGCUAGUGGCCUGCAUGAAGGCGAUUGGUUCUUUCAGGGUGACGCAGCGCAGAUUGUGCCUGAUUUGCUGAGGAGCGAGAUUGGGGAUAUUGAUCCAGAAAAAAUGGGCGACGCGGCUAGAGAAACUUGAAUAGGAGGGGAUACCCAGCUCGACAUGGUGCAAAAGGCACACCUAUGUUCAGGAGUUUUGGCUGCAAAGCGGUAUUUUGUUGUUGUCCUUUGGCACGAGACGCACACAUGUGCUUGCGAUGGGUUAUUUAGGUAUUAGUAGUAAUAUCACAAUAGGAAUAAAAGACGGCCAAUUCUCAAA